AUGAACUAUAUGAGAAGUCCGUUUUAUCCAACGCAAACAUCGGCGCCAUCAGCAACGACAACAACAAGUAAACCAACAGCGUCAUUGAAUAAUUGUGUUCGCUUUAAUGAUUUAAUAUCUGUAUCACAAACAUUCAAUGAACGUGAAAAAUAUCUUACUGCUAAAUAUCCUCAACAGCAAAUGCAAUUGAUACGUAAACGAUUAAAAGUUGAAUUUUGGUUGGAUGAUCAAUUAAGAUUUCUUUAUGAUAUUAAAGAUGAUAGCUCACAAGAAGAACACGAUCAAUGUCCGGAAGAUUUAAUCGAUUGCCUUCUAGACAUAGACGAUGAAUCAGAACGGCGUAGAUUUAUUCUCGAGAAACUAAGAAAUGUCAAACAAUCGCAAUCGAUAACACUGGAAUUCAUCGAUGAAUGCCUACGUCGUAUAAAAAUGUUGUAA
This is a messenger RNA of Rotaria socialis, 438 nucleotides long. The record is from the annotation of a GenBank genome assembly. NCBI's taxonomy places the organism in Eukaryota, Metazoa, Rotifera, Eurotatoria, Philodinida, Philodinidae.